Molecule: messenger RNA, 1467 nt
Organism: Sceloporus undulatus (fence lizard)
Lineage: Eukaryota; Metazoa; Chordata; Lepidosauria; Squamata; Phrynosomatidae
Gene: CD200R1
Product: CD200 receptor 1
Exons: 6
Coding region: 158-1084 (308 amino acids)
Biological process (GO): regulation of neuroinflammatory response
Cellular component (GO): external side of plasma membrane
Molecular function (GO): signaling receptor activity
Source: RefSeq, a predicted model, not a curated record
CAAAGGAGCUAAUCAGUGAGGAACAUACACAGUUGCCAUAGAAAUCAAGGGAUGUGGAAAGAGCUGCUAGAUGAAAUGAAGCAUUUGUACCCGAAGAUAGUAACAGAGGAUAGAUGUACUACAGAAUGGAUGGGGUGGUGAGAAGACAGUCUGAACCAUGGAUGCAAAAUCUGACAUUAACUGUGUUACCAAGUGGUGUGGCAUGUAUGCCUUGCUCACUAUUGUAAUGGCCAUGGCAACAAUGGGUAAAUUGAGUAAGUCUGCAAUAGUUGAUACUGCAAUUGUACUGGAUUGUCCUCAACAUGGACCUCAGCUAGUAGUAUGGAAUGUACGCUUAAACAAUGGAACAUAUUGCUAUUUAUCAUACACGAGUAGGGGAGAUUUGAAAGACAAAAACUGCAGUGAAAAUGUGAAUUGGCUAUCCAGACCAGAGCAGCUGCCAUCUCUUCAGAUAAAGUCACCACAAAUUUCCAGUGAAGGAAUAUACAUGUGUUCAGUUGCACACACUAAUGGAACUUUCGUCUAUGAAUAUUCUCUAACAGUAUUAGUGCCUCCUGAGCUGUCUUUGACCAAUAACCUCAAUGGCACUCUUGUGUGCAAGGCAGUUGCAGGAAAGCCAACAGCGCAGAUCUCAUGGAGCCCAACAGGAGAUUAUGAAACUGAGGUUGAAGGUUUAUUCAAUGGCACAGAGACAGUCACCAGUGCCUACAAUGUCAAUGUCACCAGUGCCAAUGAGGACGAAGUAACUUGCAUUGUCUCCCAUCCUGCCUGGAAAGAGGACCGUAUCUUAACUCUCUCAUUAGGCACAUACAACGCAAGAAGGACAGAUACUACAUUGACAAUUCUUUAUAGCAGCCUCAUUUGUCUCUUGGGACUCUUCAUACCUCUACUGUUCAUCUAUCUCUGGAGGUUUUUCCAUAGAAGAAAAACAGAUGUCAAUGAGCUGAAAAACCCUGAAACAGUUACAAGAAGAUUGAGCUUCCAGGAGAAUGAGACGCAGCCAUAUGCCACCUUUGUGCAAGUGGAAAAUGUUAUCUAUGACAAAACAAGUGACUUCUCGCCUGAGUUUUCAAGUUCAACAUGAAUCAUGACCUUAGCCAAGCUUUGUGAAGAUAUGUAAAAAAGUGGGGAAACCCCACUUUAAUAGCAAUGAAGAAGAAAUGUUAUUUCUUUAAAGACACACUCCUUCUGAACAUGGUUACAUUUUGGUUUCCCCAUCUAUAUCAUAAGACCGACAACAUCUUGUUGUCUCUGACAGUGCACUCUCUUCCCUGAGUGAAAAGCCAGAUCUGGUUAUCUGCUCUGCAAAAAACAUACAAUACAAGGAGCUGAGCAAUUCUGCAAUUCUGUCCAGGCUUCAAGGAAUUCUUUCAAAAUUCUGUUGUUCUUAAAUACAGUGGUACCCCGGGAUACGAAUUGAUCGCGUUACGAAAUUUCCGGGAUACGAAAAAGUUAGAUUGGAAAAAA